CAGAGAUGAGAUUCGGUGCUAUGACUGUGAUUCAGUCCCAUACACGCAGACCCGACUCAUUAGUGAUCUUGGUUUAAAGCUUUAUUUUAUUUUAUUCAAUUAAAAUUAUUUAAAAUAUCCAGAAAUAUAUGUUACGAUUAUAAUAUAUAACUCAUGAGUAAUGUUUUUUUACGUUACUGCUAAACUAAGAUAAGCUAAGCUAAACUAACAGGAGCAGAAAUGCACCGCAGGCCGAACCCGGAUUAUCACCGGGCUCCUGUCCCCCCUCCCCGGUAUGGACCUUCAGCCGCUUCCGCGGCCGGUCCUCCGUUUCCAGGCCCGUUUAACAGACCGAAUUUCCCUCCGCAUUUCCCGAACCCCGUGUGUUACCCCAGAUCGAUUCCCCCUCCGGGAUUUCAGAGCUUCAGCACCGAGCCGCAUUACCAGGCAACAGCUCCUCCAGCACAGUUUCCUGCAGGAUGGACACUUCACCAGGAUGAUCUGCAGAGUCUGGAGGUGAAGAAGAAAGCUGAAGAAUUCCUGCGCAUCCUGGAAGCUAAAGAUCGGCUCAAACCUUCCAGCGAAUCAGGAGACAAAGGCUCGAGACGCUCGAGCGCAGACGGCGAAGCCGAGAGACGCAGCGCAGAGAAGCACUCGAGAGGGCGGAGCCGGAGUAAGAGCAGGAGCCGGAGUCGAGGGAGGAGCCGGGGGAAGAGCCGAGCUCGCAGUCGAGGAAGGAGCCGAGCUCGGAGCAGGAGCAGGAGUCGGGGGAAAAGCCGCUCUUCCAGAGCGAAGAGCCGGCCUCGGAGUCACAGUCGCAGUCGCAGUCGCAGCCGGGGGAGGAGCUUAGCGAGGAGUAAAAGCCAGCCUCGGCUCCAUAAAGACUCUCAGCACAGCGUUAAAGAGGCAGCGGCUCCGUCCGUUAGCACCAGAGUACCGGACCUCUUCCAGAACCUCAAACAGGUUCUUCAGAGCAAAGAGCUGGAGAAACACCUCACUAUGGUGAAAAACACCUUCGUGACCAGCCAGACCCAGGAAGACACGAGAAUAAAGCCGGAACCUCAGCCUGCACCUUCACAGAAUCUUCCAGAUCAUCCGAGGAAGUCGUGUGAACCCGAACAAGCCGUCGACUUUUACCCGAACUCCGUACUUCCUCACGAGCGAGUGGGCGGAGGCGACAGCGCGUUACCUCGAAUCUUAUCGUGGAACGAUCCGGGACAAAAACCGGACGCGUUCCCGAAUAGAUGCGUCUUCCACAGCAUCGAAGACGAGGAGGCGUUUCUCUACGGAGACGAAGACGGGAGGAAGAAACCCCAAGCCGUCACUGUCCCCCUCGCCCAAUCUAGACCUGCCGAAAAUCAGAUCUCGUCUCCCUAUCUCUCCAAACCGCCCAUCCUCCAGGAGCCCAAAGGCCAGGCUGUGACCUCCAGGCGACCCCUGACACCGGACGUGUCCGCGGAGGAGCGUGAGAGGGUGAAGAACCUGCUAAAGACCAUCGGGCUGAACCUGAGCCAGGCCGACAUCAGCAAGAUGGCCACCAGACUGAAGCAGAAGCAGGAGGAGCAAAGAGGAGCGAGCUCGAACACGGCUCUCCGAGCGACGCUGGAGACACUGCUGAACCGCGGGAAAGUGCAGAAGUCUGAUGACAGUCGGAGUAAUCGGUCUGACAGCAGUCAGUCACACAGAGACACCGAGCACAGAGACAAGAGCGACGAGAGGGAGAAGGAGCGGAGAGAGAAGCAGAUCCAGAAGAAGAGGAAGGAGUACCUGGUGAAGGAGCUGGAGGGACUGCUCAAGCACGAAGGUUCGGGCGAUCUGAUCCCCGUGAUCGGCUUCUUCUGUCAGCGCUGUGAGGAGUUUUUCGGGGACCUGAGCAGCGCAGAGGGACACAAACACACCGACGCACACCAGGAUCAGCAGAUUAAAGACAGUAAGAGGCAGCGAGAGCACAAGCCCGCGGAGUGCCGAGACCGAGACGAGCGGAGCGCCGAGAGGAAACGACCGAGAGAAGACACGAGCCCUCGCAGGACCGAGGACAAGUCCAGAGUCCGGGAGACGAAACCCAGGAAAGAGGAUGACGCCCAGUCGAGUAACACCGCCAAGAAGAAAAAGAAGAAAGACAAGAAGAAAAAGAAGGAGAAAAAGAAAGAGAAGAAGAAAAAGAACAAGGCUGGGGAAAAUUAGUGGGCACUGAUGUCACGUGCGGGGCGAUACGACCGAAAUAUCAAAUCGUAUAUAUAUACGUAUAAUGGUUAAUGGUCUGCACUUCUAUAGCGCUUUUAUCCAAAGCGCUAUACACUGUGUCUCAUUCACACACUCACACACACCAAUGGGAGCAGAGCUGCCAUGCAAGGCGUUAACUUGCCCUCGGGAGCAACUUGGGGUUCAGUGUCUUGCCCAAGGACACUUCGGCAUGUGGAGUCACGUGGGCCGGGACUCGAACCCCCAACCCUACGAUUAGUGGACAACCCGCUCUACCACCUGAUCCACGGUCGCCCACGUAUAUAUAUUUGAUCUUGCAAAAUGGUGCCAAAACUUAUUUUCUUUGAAAAACAAUCGGCUUCUCAUUACUGUAAAGUGUCUUUCGUGUGUUACACACAACACCACCGACUCUCCAGUACGUCUGUAUCGUAACAACAUAUCACAGUAUUGAUACCGUAGCAGCAUAUCGCCCCCUGCUGGCCGUCUGAGUUUAAACCUCUUUUACUGACUCGGAAUAAACGGUUGGUGCUGGUUAAAGAGGAGAACUGUUAAAGGAAAAGUUCAGCCAGAAAUGAAAUCCACCUUAACGUCAUACGUAGCAUUAGAUUCGUCCUGAAGCUACGAGGCUAAUUUUGCUAGCAGGUAACAGGACAUUAUGGACUCCAGUUUAGCCAAGAAACAGUAAAAAUGUGCAUCGAAUGGGACUUUUGAUCUACAGUUUGGGUUAAAAUAACUUUUUGGCUGAAAUGUUCCGUUGUGUUAAAUUUUAAAAAGGACUUUGCUGGAUUGUUGGUUUCUGCGUGUACAUUUAGCUUUUUAUUUUUCAAAAUACAACAUUUUUCAUGUUA
Messenger RNA from Ictalurus punctatus (channel catfish), 3029 nucleotides. Its product is annotated as zinc finger protein 318. The transcript has 8 exons. Gene Ontology annotation, cellular component: nucleoplasm. The record is from RefSeq and is a predicted model, not a curated record. NCBI's taxonomy places the organism in Eukaryota, Metazoa, Chordata, Actinopteri, Siluriformes, Ictaluridae. The coding region runs from base 220 to 2163 and encodes 647 amino acids. Gene Ontology annotation, biological process: negative regulation of DNA-templated transcription; positive regulation of DNA-templated transcription.